UCACCCCUAGCUUGAGGCAUGCUCCCUUUCCGUGAAAUGACUUUUGACCAAUCGGGGUCGGGGAUCUGUCGCUAAAACCCACGCUGAGAAUCAGGGGCGGUGAGACCCACCGUCGCCGUGAGUGAGUGCUGAUUCCGGGGUUGAACGGGGCAGCCUCGCUCGCUCCGCGCUCCACUGGUAACUGAAGCUUAUAAACCUCGGGCUCGCCGACAUCUCUGCGGAGAGUAGAGGGGUUGGGUGAGAGAAGCAGAUGCUUUUGUCGGGCAUGGUGGGGAGCAGGCGUCGGGAGCUGCAGGAGAGGGACCGGAGGCGGCGGGAGGAGGAGGAGAGCGCGUGGCGGGAGGAGCGGGAGCGGGAGAGAAGGGAGGCGGCGGCGGAGAAGGAGAAGGGGAAGGGGAAGGAGAGGGAGGGGGAGAAUGGCGGAGAAGGCGGCAAGUUCGGUCAGCAAUUCGCCAGGGUGUUCCUGCCGCAGCUGUACGGGGAUAGAUUGAAAAUUCCACCAUCAUUCAACCAGUACCUUCAGAAUCAGCCUACUGGACUGGUUUCCCUAAAAGGUCAAAGUGGCAACACAUGGCGUGCAGAGCUGGCUUCAGACAAUGAAGGAUUCUUCUUUGUGAAGGGAUGGAAGGAAUUUGUUAGAGACCAUUCAAUUGAGACGGGUCACUUCUUAACGUUCCGUUAUGAUGGACGCUCACAAUUCUCAGUGGUUAUCUUUGAUGGAAUGUGCAUUGAGAAGCCUUCAGCUUUUCAUGCUAAGCCUUGCAAGAAUCUGGUUGUUAAACUAGAAAGUGGUAAAGGGGACAUGGACAUCAAUGCAGCUGAUCCAUCACAAGUAUCGGCUGCGCCCUUGGGGGAGAGUAAUGAAGCCACAAUGAAGAGGGUUACAGAAAUGGAUGCAGAUGGCUCUACAUCGAAGAAGCGCUCUAGUAUCUUGGAAAAUGGUAUGCCUGAAGCUUCGGCUGUUGCAUGUAAUGUGGCACCAACGAGCCUUAACAUGGACAUAAAUGCAGCUGACCCACCAGAGGCAGUGGUUGUUCCCUUAGAAGAGGGCAAUCGAACCACUAGGAAGAGGGUUAGAGAAACCGAUGCAAAUGACUCUGCAUUGCGGAAGUUCUUGAGGGUUAGAGAAACCCAUGCAAAUGACUCUGCAUUGCAAAAGUCCUCGAGGGUUAGAGAAAUUAAAUUAGAAAGUGGUAAAGGGGACAUGGACAUCAAUGCAGCUGAUCCAUCACAAGUAUCGGCUGCGCCCUUGGAGGAGAGUAAUGAAGCCACAGUGAAGAGGGUUACAGAAAUGGAUGCAAAUGGCUCUACAUCGAAGAAGCGCUCUAGUAUCUUGGAAAAUGGUAUGUCUGAAGCUUCGGCUGUUACAUGUAAGGUGGCACCAACGAGCCUUAAAAUGGACCUGAAUGCAGCGGACCCACCAGAGGCAGUGGUUGUUCCCUUAGAAGAGGGCAAUCGAACCACUAGGGAGAGGGUUAGAGAAACCGAUGCAAAUGACUCUGCAUUGCGGAAGUCCUUGAGGGUUAGAGAAACCGAUGCAAAUGACUCUGCAUUGCAUAAGUCCUCGAGGGUUAGAGAAAUUGAUGCAAAUGACUCUGCAUUGCAGAAGUCCUUGAGGGUUAGAGAAAUCGAUGCAAAUGACUCUGCAUUGCAGAAGUCCUUGUGGGUUAGAGAUAUCGAUGCAAAUGGCUCUGUAUUGCAAAAGUCCUCUAUUGCCUUAGACAAGGAUAAGAAAAGGUGUCCUGCAGCUUCAGUCGGUACUUACAAGUCAGCUUCAACAAGUCUUGACAGUACUGAAGAUUCUGAUUCCUCAAGCAGCAUGUUAGAACAAAGUAUCUCUUGCAUCAAGUCUGAAUUGACAUCACCCAUUCGGCUCGGAGUGAGCAAGGAUGCUGCUAGACGGGGUAACAAUAGCGCGACGGGUAAGAGACAACUAAAAGUAAUAUCACAAAGGCCACGGAUAACUGAAAUACAGAAGGACAAUACUCUGCUGAGGGCAAAGCAAUUUAAAUCCAAGAAUCCUUUCGGUCUUCAGAUAAUGAAGGAGUCUUAUGUAUAUGUUGGGUUUUUCUUGAAUCUACCCUGUGAAUUUGUAAGGGAGUGUCUUCCCCGUGCCAACAGGAAGUUAAAGCUCUGGAAUCCGCAAGGAAAGUUUUGGGAUGUUAACUAUGUCUUCAACAGCAAACGCUCUGUUGGCGCUUUGAGUGGUGGCUGGGGCAAGUUUUCUCUAGACAAUAAUCUGGAGAAGUUCGAUGUGUGCGUCUUCGAGCUCUUUUCGAAGGACAACAUAAAAGUAUACAUCUACAGAGUCGUCCCAGAAAUAACCCCAUUCCUCCCUGGCCCUGGCAAGAAAUAACAGUCAUGUGCACAUGUCGAGGCAGUGUCCUCUUCCAUUAUCUGAAAAAAUUGUCGGGGGUCUGUCUGCAAUUCCACCGAUCCAUGGGCUCUAGAAGGCAAUAAGAACACAAUAUUCAAUUAUUGGUGACAUUUAAAACAAAAUAAUUGACCCUCUGAUAAAUGUAGCUAUGUUCUUAUUGGAUUGUUGAGUAAAUCGGCUAGCCCCAGUUGUGUCUGUUUGAGAAUAAUCGUGCCAUUUGUAAUUCUGCAUUAUUUGAACAGACUGUUAUUUCUACUAGGUUGAA
Hordeum vulgare subsp. vulgare (domesticated barley) is the source of this 2642-nucleotide messenger RNA. RefSeq names its product B3 domain-containing protein Os11g0197600-like. The transcript has 5 exons. NCBI's taxonomy places the organism in Eukaryota, Viridiplantae, Streptophyta, Magnoliopsida, Poales, Poaceae. Gene Ontology annotation, molecular function: DNA binding. The coding region runs from base 251 to 2356 and encodes 701 amino acids. The record is from RefSeq and is a predicted model, not a curated record.